UCAUGUUUUACAGAUGGUACCGUGAAGAAAUGGCGGGUAGUAGUGCUGAAAAUUUGGACGACUCGAAGAUUUGGGUGGUUGAGAAUGUAGAUAGCAGUAAGCCGUUCGACGAGGAGUCAUCUCGUGUUAACGACGGAGUGAGCUUCCCCUCACAGUCAUUCCGUUUAUCCAAUCCUCCUAGAAAUCGUUAUGCGUUGAUGCAGUGCGUAUCGUUGGAAUCUAACGACGAAGCUUUUCUGAAUGCAGCCAAUGGGCUCCAGGAUCGCUCGGUUACACCCCUUUCGGGGAACUCUUUCACAAGUGUUGCCUCAAAUGUUAAAAGACUGGAAUGGGACCCGGAAGCUGAUCUGGCCUGUCAGUUGCUACUAGCGCCCAUCAGCAAUCCUACUCAAGCAGAUGUUGCGUCUCGGCAAAGAUUCUUUCAGGAACGUGGUGGUGUACAAAGCUUUGAUGAUCCUCGGAAAGUGGUUCUUUCUCGAGAGACAAAGCGAUUCGUCGAACAGAGACGAGCUAACUCCUUAGCAGAGCUGAACUAUUCUUCGAUGGGCGAAAAACGUGAUCUUACCGAUGGCCACGCUUAUUUAAAUCCUGUGAAAUCUUCAAGUCAGGUUACAGUGAGUACACAGCCACCGGAAGCUCUGCAUUCAUCUGUUCGACAUGGCUGCAAGAGUUCUCCUGAAAAAAUCAAGCAACAAUCGUUGAAGUUGGCCAGCAGCGUUUACUCCAGCGCAUCUGUCGUCACUGUCGUAGAUCAUCCAGCCCGAAAACCAAUAUUUGCGGAAGACGAUCGUUCAGGCGAAGUAAUUGAUUCUACGUCUGAUGAUCCUUCAAAUCCCUGUCAUGAGAAAUCGGACCGAUUGGAAGCACAAGAAGUGCGCAAAAUGCUCAAGAUUAGUGAUGAUCAACGUUCAAGUGCAGAGAGCACCUCAGCUGAUGGAAGUUUCCUUAAAUAUAUGCCCCGAGAAACAACUGAUUACCCCGGUAACCUCAGUGAAGACGAAGUGCUAGUUGUGGCAAGCUCAAGCCCUGUACCUAAAUCUUAUGAUGUUCAAUCUCCCUCAGGUCACCCUCAGCAGUAUGAGAAUGGAAUCGAAAAUGUAAAAUUUCAAAACAGAGUUCGGGAGUCACAGUCUCAGUGGUCGGAUGAAGGAUCUUUCUCGGGUUCUGAAGGAAAUUCUACUGGUGGGAUCUCGAAUUUUGAGUGGUGGAGGUCCGUUACCUGUCAGCGUCGUGCUGCAGUGACUCGAAUCUUAGAUGAUUUGGCUCGCUUGGACGAUCUGGAAAGACUUCUUCUGGACUGUGAUGCGAGUAGUCCGUUUGUUCGAACAUCCCGCCGCAUCCCGGCAUCUUGGAAUUUACUGUGCACAAGGACGCGUGGAAGUCAACGAUGCCACCAAAGGAUAAUAGAUUCAAGAUUGAUCAAGCCGAUCGUGGCCUCAACUCCAAAAACAGACGAGAAUACCCUGCAUGUGCGCCAAGUAGCCAAAUCUGAUAGCUCGCAUCCUUUGCAUUCUGAAUCCAGUGAUGAAAAGCGAGUCUUACAGAUAAAUCGAAAGGAGAACUUGUCCGAUGAAUCCUGCAGUACUGCAGUAUCUAGCAUAUAUUUUGCUGCGAAGCGUCCACAAGAUAGGGCACGACAUUGCUUCGAAACUAUGACAAAACGAAUGCAUCAUCAAAAUCGCCGCUCUACAUCAGGUCGGAAACGUCAGUUAUCGUCUGAAAGAGCAGUUUCUCCGCAACUGGGGAAUCGUUCGGAACUGGUCACAAAUUAUCUAACAGGUUCGGGAAGUCUUUUUACUCGUCGCGUUAGGCCGAAGACAAAUUCGUCGAAAUCUAAACAAAAUUGCUUUCCUGAAGAGCGAAGGGCGAAGAAAGUGGAUUCAGUGAGUGAUGUAAGACGAUCAAUGGCGAGGUUGUCUGUUUCGAGUUCAGAUAGUGCCAAGGAAAAUCCGCAUCCAACUUACAAGCGAGUUUCCUCAUCCUUGCUGAAUGUGAGGAAAUCCGUUGUUGCGGGUAGAUCAAUUGGUGUUCAGGUUUCCGAACGAUCUAUGACGGAUAGUCUGGAUGAGGUUGGCAUUCAUCGAAAACGGAAAUCUCUGGAUCAGAAAAUGAGCGGAAGUAAUGACACCGAACCUGAAAGUGACGAGAACACCCCUCUCGAUCCUCAGUGCCAGCGAGCUCUUCAACUUGAAAGCACAACAGCUAAUAAAAUCGUUACUAUUGGUUCGAAGGGGGCUCUAAAUAAUGUGAGAUCUCAUGCGACGUUACCAGCAAAGCCAAAAGCAGUUGCUUUCUUCGUUCCUUUUGGACACUCGAACGAACCAUCAAGAUUGCUUUCAGAGCCCCGAACAAAGAUGCAGAAUGAUGGAGCAAAUCAGAAUUUACAAGACGCGUUGAUUUUGAAGCACCGGAGAUUUGUUAUGCGGUCCAAUAAAAGACAGGAUGUACUCGCGGUUCGGGCAUUUUUGAGGGAGAAACGGGCUGCUGAAAAACGUGAAGAAUUGUGGACGAAAGAUGCUUCGGCGAAAAUCUUUUCAUCUCAAAGAAGCUGCUGCAUUUGUGUGACGGAUUCUAGAAAAGGAAUGCCGUUGCCUCCGCCACCUGUGCCCAUUCGUGAGAUGAAGCAGCGAUCAAAAGAUAAAUAUCUGAAGCUUCCAGAGGUUCAAUCUCGAGCUGCAAUGCAGAUUUUGCAACGAGAGCGGGAAAUCAAUCGAUUAAUGGCUCGGUUGUACAAAGAGGUUUGUAUCGAAUGCUGUGAUUUAUCCCACCGUUUCUUGAAAGUCGAAAACGUCUUUGUGAAUGAGUCUGCGUUGUCGCAAUCUUGGUCACGAGCGUUUGGUUCAUCCACGUCGUUCAAGACACGGGGAGGAUCUUCUUUGCCGCCGAGUGGCGGAAAUGGUGGUCCAGACGACCCUGAUAACCCACAUCCGCAGCGUCCGCGCAGUGGCGGCCCUCGGCGGCCCGUUACUCCCGGAGGCAGCAGUAGCAGUGGUGGGACGGUGCAAUUGAAUUGUCCGAAAUGCGGAGAUCCAUGUACUCACGUCGAGACGUUUGUCUCAUCCACGAGGUUCGUUAAAUGUGAUAGUUGUAACCACUUUUUCGUCGUGCUGAGUGAUGUGGACGCCAGGAAGUCGAGGGAGAAAACCGAAACUGCGUCGAAUCCAGCAGAAGGCCAGCCCAUGGUUCACAAGCCUCCCCCGCCUCCUAGGAAAAUAUACGAGUAUCUUGACAAGUACGUUGUUGGUCAAGAACGAGCCAAGAAAGUUCUUAGCGUGGCUGUGUAUAACCACUAUAAAAGGAUCUGCAACAACCUGCCGAAAUCUGCCAUGACUGAGGGACAACAGGCUUCGUCUGAUCCAGCCAUGUCGAACAGAGAUCUGCUUCACAUAAGCAGCAUGGGGCCCGGAAACUACAGUUCCGCUCUGGGGAUCACGAUGUCACCGCAGCACGGUGACGGAGGUGCAGUCGCUGAUGGCCCAGCAUCCCGGGCUGGUUCUCGGCAAACGUCUGCCGCCAACCAGGGUUCACUUCAGCAGUUUCCACUGGGCAGCGAUGUGCUCGAUGCUACCUCCCAGGAAAUUAAACUGGAGAAAAGUAACAUCCUUCUUUUAGGACCGACUGGAUCAGGUAAAACGCUGUUGGCGCAGACGGUGGCGAUGUGCUUGGAUGUACCGUUCGCAAUUUGUGAUUGCACCACGCUCACACAAGCUGGUUACGUUGGAGAAGACAUCGAGUCUGUGAUUGCCAAGCUACUCCAAGAUGCCAACUACAAUGUGGAAAAAGCACAGACUGGCAUUGUAUUCUUGGAUGAGGUGGACAAAAUUGGUGCCGUGCCAGGGAUCCAUCAACUGAGAGACGUUGGUGGUGAAGGUGUUCAACAGGGCAUGCUCAAGAUGUUGGAAGGAACUGUGGUAAAUGUACCGGAACGAAACUCUCCGAGAAAACUUCGUGGUGAGACUAUUCAGGUGGAUACCACGAACAUCUUAUUUGUCGCCUCUGGAGCGUACAAUGGACUUGAUCGGCUAGUCAGUCGACGAAAUAAUGAAAAAUAUCUUGGGUUUGGAGCUCCCACGAACUCCAGCCCUGGCCGACGUGCAGCUUCUCAGGCUGACGUAGCUGAAAUGAGCAACACUUCGUCCAUCGAAGACGACAAUGCAGAGAAGGACAUGCUCCUGGAGAAAGUCGAAGCCCGGGACCUGAUCGAAUUCGGGAUGAUUCCAGAAUUCGUUGGCCGAUUUCCAGUCGUGGUUUCCUUCCACUCUCUGAGCAAGGACAUGCUUGUGAGGAUCUUGACAGAACCACGGAAUGCCUUGGUACCUCAAUACCAAAUGUUACUUGGUAUGGAUAAAGUUGAGCUUUCGUUCUCUUCCGAUGCCAUGGACGCGAUUGCCAGAUUGGCCAUUGAAAAGAAAACUGGAGCUCGGGGACUUCGUUCGAUAAUGGAGAGUUUGCUGUUGGACGCAAUGUUCGAAGUCCCGGGAACAGAUAUAGUUGGCGUUGAUGUGUCCGGGGAUUCUGUUCUGGGCAAAGCUCCACUGACGUAUGUGAGGAGGCCAAAGCGAGAUGCUUCCUCUGACGGUGCAUCAGUGGGGGACGAGACAGACCGAGCUGGUGAAUCCGCCGAACGGAACGUGGGACGUGGCUGAAAUUCUUUCCAUGCGAGAAAGAAUUCGUAACCUGAUUCUUUAAAAUUUGUUCUUGGCCCGUUCUUACAGCCGGUGAUUCGGGGAAAUGGAGAUAUUGCGAUAUUAUUUCCUCGAGAAAAAGA
Molecule: messenger RNA, 4768 nt
Organism: Notodromas monacha
Lineage: Eukaryota; Metazoa; Arthropoda; Ostracoda; Podocopida; Cyprididae
Source: the annotation of a GenBank genome assembly